Molecule: messenger RNA, 1905 nt
Organism: Lottia gigantea (owl limpet)
Lineage: Eukaryota; Metazoa; Mollusca; Gastropoda; Lottiidae
Exons: 16
Coding region: 1-1905 (634 amino acids)
Biological process (GO): vitamin A import into cell
Cellular component (GO): plasma membrane
Molecular function (GO): retinol transmembrane transporter activity; signaling receptor activity
Source: RefSeq, a predicted model, not a curated record
AUGAGACCUGUUCAAUAUAAAUACAGGUCGCGAUGUGAAGAAACGAUAGACCAUUAUUCGUUUUAUCAAGGCUUUUUAAUACCAGCGGUUUUAAUAACUCUGUCAUUCGGCUUUACUAAACAGAGAAGGCAGCUAUUUCAAGAUAUUCUUAAUGGACGACCUGGAAUGGUAUUCCCCAUGGAUAUUAUGACAAGAAACGCCAGUAUGUCGUAUGCUGCUGCAUUUGGAGCAACUCUCCAUCUUGUCGCAUUGAUCAUUUUUCAACAGAAAAUAGCAUUUGAAUUCCACGGUCCAUCUGAACUAAACAAACUGUUAAUAAUACCUUCAAUGAUAGUCUAUGGACUGGUGUAUUUUCCUGUAUUCGCCUGUUUAGCUAUUAAAUCAACCUAUGGUUAUAUCAUGGGAUCUUUGUAUGUCUGGUCAUUUACAGCUCUGUCAUUUUACAAAGAGUUUCAGUGCGCUUAUGCAUAUGAAGUAGAAACCGUAGUACCUCUAUUGUUUCGAAGUAUACCACAGUUUGUCUGUCUUCUAUAUCUAUGUAUCGGUAUAUCACGACGAUGUUACGAGGCUUUUAAAACCAAGAAAAAUGUAUUUGAAACUAUAUCUGAAGACUACAUUUCUGAAACACUGGGCGAUAUCAAGGAUUCUUACGUCGGAAGACAUGUGCGUAAACUGUUAAUCAAACAACUACCAAAACCAAAACCUGAGUUACCUGACGAUUUUAAAGGGAAACUGAUCAUGAAGCUGAAGUUGUUUUGGAAUCGAUGGGUUUACAAGAGAGACGAAAGCUUUAAAUAUUCGUCCAGAUUCAAAUCUGUAGUAUUUGUUGUUUGUUAUAUUCUGGCUAUAGUUUUUGCCAUUUUUGUAAAUUUAAUAUCAAUACUACAUACCAUGACUUCUUACAGAAAGAAUUUAAGGAAUUUACACAACGGGAUCCAUACUCAUAUACCAGCAACAAAUAAACGUUCUAACACUAAACUCUUGGUUGGAAGUAUGAGGUAUGCUGGGUAUCAAGUAGGAUAUAUAGCAUGGGGUUUUGUAAUCCAGUGUAUUUUAUUUUUCCUGCUGUUUAUGAUAAUAUGGGCUCUGGUUGAUUUAAAGGGGAUGUUUAUUCGUUUAUUAAGGUGGUUAUGGCCAUUCAUCCUACAAGUUGUAUUUAUCAAUGUUUUACAAAUUGUAUUAGCCAAGUUUUUGUUCUUACAAGAAAAGGGAGCUCAUCUCGCCCUAGAAAAUAGGCGCAUGCUGUUCACCUUCACCUACUUUAUGUUUUUCUACAAUAUAUUCGUGGGUUUAGUAUCCUGUUUUUUAAGAAUAUUUAAAACUAUUGUGAUGGGAGCUGUAUUGCUACCUAGACUAGACCACAGUACAUUACCACAGAAAUUCCAGUUUUUUGAUCCAGGUUUCGCAGCUUAUGUUGGUUUUAUGCAUAUAGAAAACUCUCAUAAUCACCCGGUAGUGUUGGUGUUAGUAAGAAUACUUCUGGCCAGUCGCAGAAGCAAACUGAAGUCGGCUCAAGGUAGUCUAGAUCGUGAUGUCUCGUUUAGUAAUAUUGAGACAGGUACUGGAUCUAUAGGUCAAUCGGGGCAAUCAGGAGAUGGAACACGAAGGCAAAAAGCUGCGAGGUUUAAUUGGCAUGUAGCUUAUACGCUAAUCAACAAUCUCGAAUUGAGACUGUAUAGAAAAGGAUAUCUGGAAGCCUUAAAGACAGCUAAAGAAGGUGGCAUUAUUAACCAAGUAACUGACAACGUCUAUACUGAUUUAUCCAUCCCUAAACAGCCACAGAAACCCAAAAUUAACAAUUCUAAUUUUCUGAAGAACCAGCAACAAGACGGAUAUAAUAUUCUGGAAGAAGAUGUGCGACGUGACAGGAUAACAAGAUCUAUACCACGACAACCGAAAGAAUGA